CAAUUUUCACUCACUUCUUUCUCUCUCCUUCUCCCAUUUUCUCUCUCUUUCUCUCUCUUCCCCUCCCUUCUUCUCCUCUCUCUCCGCAUAGAUGUGAAUGAAUAAGUGGAUCUUGGUGGCAUUUCUCCCUAACCUUCUUCACUGAUCACGCAAAUAGGGUUUCCUCGAUUGGAUUUCCCUUCGCUUUUCUGUAUUGCUGUUUUUGAAUCUCUCAUAAUCCUUUUUAACCUUUUUGUUUUGUUAAUUUCUUGCUUGGCCUUCAACAAUUUCUUUUGUUCAGCUUGUGUUUGUGUUUGUGUUUUGUGUGUGUGUGCGUGUUUUUCUUUUCUUUUUUUUUUUUUUGAUUUUUUUUUCCUCUCCAUUCUUUCUUGGGCUUCCCAAAUUUCCUUUCUCCUGAAGGGAAUAUCAUUUGUUUGGUUAAAUCUGGGGCGUUGGAUUUAAUCCGAAGCUUCUGUAUUUAUUUCUGAAGGACUGAUUUAUUUGCUUAAGGAGGAGUGGAUUCACAUUCAAGAGAUGAGUUUCACAAGCGAAAGCGACGAAAGGUUGGUUAGCAGUGGUGUGGAUUCACCAUCGUUGGAUGAAGCCAACAGCGGAGGAAACACAGGAGGUCCUGCGCAGCUCAAGAAAGGCCCGUGGACUUCAGCGGAAGAUGCAAUCCUAGUUGAAUAUGUGAACAAGCAUGGUGAAGGAAACUGGAAUGCAGUUCAGAAACAGUCGGGACUUGCCCGCUGUGGAAAGAGUUGCCGAUUGAGGUGGGCUAAUCACCUUAGGCCAGAUCUAAAGAAAGGAGCCUUCACUGCUGAUGAGGAGCGCCGUAUAAUCGAACUGCAUGCCAAGAUGGGAAAUAAAUGGGCUCGUAUGGCUGCUGAGUUGCCGGGGCGCACUGACAACGAGAUCAAGAACUACUGGAACACCAGAAUCAAAAGGCGACAGCGAGCUGGCUUACCGAUCUAUCCACCUGAAAUCUCCAGGCAAACAAUGAAUGAGAGCCAGCAAAGUGACGGUAUGAACACCUUGUCCACCAAUGAUGCCCGUCACCCCGACUUUAUGUCCGUCAAUGGCCUUGACAUCCCGGAAAUCGAAUUCAAAGACUUGGAACUCUAUAAGCCUACGCAGGCAAUUCUCGAUAUUUCCACCUGCAGCUUGCUUGAUCUGCCUGCAACCAGCCUCCUAGUGCCUGGACUAAACUCGAACUUGAAAAGACCGUUGCUCUCAGAAUAUCCGCCAUCGAAGCGCCUCCGAGAAUCAUCGCCUUUGGAUUGUCUGAACCCGGGAGUUAUUAAUGAUUCUUUCUUAGGAGCGUAUCAGUUCCCAACAGAUGGUUCUGGGCAUAUCGGUCAGUCGUUUAUGUUACCGUUUGAUCAUAUUCCGACUACUUCUGAUCAUGCUUUGCAGACUAGUUUGUUCCCCGGCAGCCAUGCCGUAAUAAAUGGCAACCCUUCUUCAGAGCCUUCUUGGGCAAUGAAGCCGGAGCUCCCUUCACUCCAAAAUCAAAUGGGUAGUUGGGGCGUGCCCGCGCCCUCGCCCUCGUCGCCACCUCCAUUCUGCGAGUCCUUGGAUACAUUGAUUCAAACCCCUCCGAACGACGAUCAGGUCUCGACUCUUAAACUCAAGAACAGUGGGUUAUUGGAUGCAGUCCUGCGUGAAUCUGAAGCCAAGAAAAACUCCAAGAGUAUCGGUUGUGGACAGACUUCCUUUGCUUCCGAGAUGAUGAAUCCUUUUGCUGUGCCGGUCGGCGAGACGGAAUGGGAAGCAUACGAUGAUCGCCUUUCUCCUUUGUGCCAUUCUUCUUCAUCAAUGUUCAGCGAGACCGACGAGCCUCAUUCUGUUGUGACUUAUCCAGGGUGUAUUAAAGAAGAAAAAAUCAACUACGUCGGUGGCCCGAUGCAGUGUAGUGACCAAUCCGUCAUUUCCAGGCCCGAUGUCUGGCUCGCCGCCAACAGAUUUGCACCUAUGGAGUACCCUACAGAAGACAAUUCCUUGCUGAAAGAUCCUAUUAUGGCAUAUCUCAAUGAUGAUUUCAACAGGGAUUGCAAGCAAAUCGAAACAGACGCAAAUUCGUCAGCACAAGGACAUGGGCACGAUUCUUUUAGCGCGCUGAAUGCGUUGUCCACUGUCUGAUAUCCUUUAGCUGAAAGAGCUUUAAUUAUGCCGUACAUGUUUUUGGACGAUGUUUUGGAUCUUGUGUUACUUUUGCUGCAAACGCUAUAUGAUGGUGCCGACGAACACAGGUAUGAGAGGCUUCGCAAGCUUAUGAGUACCUCUGCUGUCUCCGGUUGACUCUCCUAUGUUAAAAUGCUUUUUUUUGUGUGUGUCAAGACAUUGUGGAUUCAUUUGUUGUUUUCGGAUAUUGGAUGUUGUUGUCUUUUUAACUUUGGUAAAGGUUCAUUUUGCAUUGGGACAUAUUGUGGUU
Molecule: messenger RNA, 2413 nt
Organism: Andrographis paniculata
Lineage: Eukaryota; Viridiplantae; Streptophyta; Magnoliopsida; Lamiales; Acanthaceae
Product: transcription factor GAMYB-like
Exons: 4
Coding region: 514-2121 (535 amino acids)
Source: RefSeq, a predicted model, not a curated record